GCCUGUCCCGCUGGCGGUACCGGGGGGGACGCGCCCUCAUUGGCAGGGCGCGGGCAGAGCUACUGCCCCGCCUGGGAGGGGGCAGGCGGCUAGUCCAGCGGGGUGUCUCGUGCUAGGACCCGUCAUCCACCUGCUCCCCGCUGACUGGCUGGGGGCAGCGGCUGCCGCUGGCCAACCCCCUGCCCUUUUUGCCACGGACAGGGGCGUCGUGUGCCCCCCAGCCCGCCGACACCUCUCCGGAUAAGCGAUAUGGCAACAGCUUCGCUUUCGAUCGACCUCUCUACCCCUCCCCCGGCCCCUGCGCAUCUUCCUCGAAAAUGUUUGUGUACUUAUGGGGAUACCUGUAUAGUAACUUCUUCCGAUUUUGGCUGAAAUGGAUCUUGAGGCAGCUCACUGGAAAAUGUGAAUUACAGCGUAUCUUUGGUGGUUCAAAGGAAGGUUCACAACGGACGCUAAAGAUAGAGUACUCAUUGGGAUUAUCAAAGAGUAAGGUGUUAAGAAAUGCUGUACAUGUUAGUGAAGCUGAAGUGGAAAAAUGUGUCCUGGGUAUAAUGAAAGAAAAGAAGAUUAAUAUACAGAAGGAUACAGGUUUUAAGACAAGCCUGCAGGUAUGUUUGCUGCAGAUAUCUGGUUAUAGGAAACUUUAUUUGGAGGUGGAAAAUCUGAGGAAAGUUCCAUAUGAUUCAGAUAACGAAGAACAUGAAAAGCAACUAAUUCAGCUUUGGAAUUUGCUGAUGCCUCAUGAAAAUCUGAAGGCUAGAAUCACCAAGCAGUGGUGUGACAUUGGUUUCCAAGGUGAUGAUCCCAAAACAGACUUCAGAGGAAUGGGCAUGCUGGGAUUAGUUAAUCUGGUGUAUUUUAGUAAACAUUACACCAGUGAAGCUCGACAGAUCCUCUCUCGUUCAAAUCAUGCAAAAUUGGGAUAUUCCUAUGCAAUAGUUGGGAUCAAUUUGACAGAAAUGGCUUAUAGUUUACUAAAGAGUGGUGCUUUAAAGUCUCAUCUCUACAACUUGGUUCCUGGAUUGCCACAAAUGGAACACUUCCAUCAGUUUUAUUGUUAUCUGGUUUAUGAGUUUGACAAAUUUUGGUUUGAAGAAGAACCAGAAAGUAUUAUGCACUUCAACCAUUAUAGGGAGAAAUUCCAUGAAAAAGUUAAAGGUCUCCUUCUGGACUAUAACCUAGUACUAACCUUACAGAAUAUAAAGAAACCAUAGCCUUAUCUGCAGUCUACCCAGUUCUGCUCAUAAAAUGGAAUUAUGUAUUCUCAUGGAAUUCUCACACUUACUUCACCAAAAAUUUUUGUUUAAUGAUGUCACUUUUUAUACAUAUAUUUUUGAAAAAGCUCAAAUUCAGUUAUGAAAGCUUGGACAAUCAGCCACUGUUUACAGGUCUUAUAUGCUAUUCUCCAAAGGAAAGCUUUUUUUAAAAAAAUCCUGUAUUGAAUCGUUUGCCCUCACAACUUUUUUACACCUCUUGGUGCAGGAACAUGAAACAGGUAUUUAUGCUGCAUUAUGUUAUCUUCACUAUGUAACCUAUUACUAGGUUCCUUUUACACCAUUAACUAUUGAUUAGUUGUCUUUAGGAGGGGAAAUUGCUUUUGUUUUAGAUUUAUUUCUCAAAUCCUGUCCCCUUGUUGUUUAUCUGCAUAUAGCUUGUGGUCCAUAAAAACGUUAAACUUCUCUGUGUAAAGAAGUCCAUGAAGAUGAUGUAACUUAUUUGUGACUUGGAAGAGGCAGCUUCAUUUAUUUGUAUUUACACACAAGAACAAACAUUGUUCUGGUUGAAAUGAUCCUCCCUCCAGGAAAUAAGUACCCACAACCUUGUGCCUGGAAGGAACUUUCCUCAGAAAUAAUAACGAAAUAGUGUAAGGCCAAAGUCCCUUUUAAUAAGGAGAUCUUUCAUGUCACAUGCUGCCAUAAUAUUUGCAGCUCUCAAUCCCUCCUCUUUCAGUUUGAGCCUGAAAAACUGGAGUCAUCUUUUUUUUGUUGUCCCAUUCUUCCUCACCCCCCCACGUUUUCUGAAUGGGGAGUGAUAUCUAGGAGAAAUCCUUAACCUCUUUUUGUAGUUUGUUCAUUAUUUCCCACAAAACUUUGUUGUGGCUGCAAUCCAUGAUUUGUGAAGGUAGCUGGAACUCUUCUUCACUUCAUCCAUACUUCCAAGGAAGUAGGGGUGCACCAUUAAUAGGAUAAAAGCAUGUUUCCAGAUUUGGCUAUUCUAGACAAUCCAGGCACUAGGAGUUGGUACCUAUAGCAGUUUGUGAUGAUAAGCAUUGUUUAAAAAACAAAAUAAGUUCAGGCCAAGCCUGUUUAACGUUUUAAAGACUACUAUUUAAAUAAAGUGCCUUCUGCUAAAUUCAA
This is a messenger RNA of Gopherus flavomarginatus (Mexican gopher tortoise), 2357 nucleotides long. It is a transcript of the gene ELMOD2, whose product is annotated as ELMO domain containing 2. Gene Ontology annotation, cellular component: membrane. Lineage: Eukaryota; Metazoa; Chordata; Testudines; Testudinidae. The coding region runs from base 318 to 1214 and encodes 298 amino acids. The transcript is spliced from 9 exons. Gene Ontology annotation, molecular function: GTPase activator activity. The record is from RefSeq and is a predicted model, not a curated record.